Messenger RNA from Nematostella vectensis (starlet sea anemone), 1845 nucleotides. RefSeq lists its product as uncharacterized. Lineage: Eukaryota; Metazoa; Cnidaria; Anthozoa; Actiniaria; Edwardsiidae. Gene Ontology annotation, cellular component: plasma membrane; cytoplasmic vesicle. The transcript is spliced from 6 exons. The coding region runs from base 204 to 812 and encodes 202 amino acids. The record is from RefSeq and is a predicted model, not a curated record.
AAUCAGAAAACAGGUUGUUUUCUUGUCAGUUGAAUUUUCUUGAAAACUUUACUUAAUUUUCCCGGGAUUAUUCCUUUUCUUAUGUCCCUAGUCUUAUUUUUAUGAUGGCGGUAUCAAUUUGACGACUGUUGAACAUACCGCAUUUUGGCGAGGGUGCUGUUGAAGAGAUAAACCGAAGAUCAAAAGCAGUGGAACUAAAAACAAUGGUGAUCAGAAGUACUCGCACGGGCAAUGCCGUCUAUAUUCUGGCGGUAUUCGCAGUCUUUUGUGUGUUUGCUCCGGUGGAAGGUGAAAGCCUUGUGGAUCUCCUAAGAGUCCCACGCUCAGGACCGCCAUUAGCAAAGAACCAAAAUCCAAUAUGUCGCAAAGCCAAGAUGCUUCACAGCGACGUCUUAAAGAAUGCCUCCCUCCAGGGUCAGCUUAGCGCUGGAAACUUCACCUACCUUGGGGAUGUUAAGGAUAUGGAGGAGUGUAUGGGAAUGUGCUGCGCCCAGAAGGGUUGCCAGCUUGCUUAUCUUGACAAGAUGAAAUGCUAUGGCGUCAAAUGUUAUAGCCAGGAGUUGUGUAAAGUCACAUCAGGAAUUGGGAAGUCGGAUAUCAAGAUUUCGCUUAUGGUCAGGAAUGACAUCAACAGACGAGCGUAUGUAACGGCAUACAUUGUCGUGGUUGUGGUGGCGUUUGGAGCGGCUGUUUCAGGCACAGUUUGGGCUGUCUUCAUCUUCGUGAAAAGGUACAAACACAACGAAGUGUCCCCGAAAAGCAGCAAGGAGGACGAGGAUGAGGAUGAAGGCAAAGAAGCCAAGGUUUAUUAGAUGAGGAGCAGAGGGUUGGCAGUAUUUCUAUAAUGAAACAUAUUCAGUGAAUAAUUUUAAAAUGUUGGAAAUCGACAAAACAUGUCCUACCUGUUGGCGGGAAAACAGAGCACCAUUGUCCAGAGACACCCUGUGUCCGCAGAACAUUGAAACAUAUAGUAUCCGUAUUCUGUGACAACACUAUCUUUAACUCCAAUGUAGGAGAGAUAGAGUUUUACAAUAGUAAACAAGUCUACGCUUGUCGUCUACACGGACAGCAAAAACCCGUUGACAAAGCAAAUGUUUCACUAUAAACAAGCAAACGAAAAAAAUCCGUCUGUGGAAUUUCUAUUUGUCAACUAAAUGUCGCUUGUGUAGAAAUACUUCAACUUUAUUGGAGAGAGUAUGGUUUCGAGAGGGGGACGCUAAAAUGAAUUCAAACAAUUUUAAAAAUAUAUAAUAUUUUUAAAACUACAUUCGGAGAUUCUGUGUGUCGUGACCUGCAGUGCUUCAUGGGUAUCAAGUAAGUAAGCAAAUUAGCGAAAAGGAAAUACAAAUCCAGGUUUCAAAAGCUGUAGAAUUCUUGUUUACAUUCUUAUGAAUGUAAACAUUCACAUAGCUUUCAGAUACAAGGAUUAAGUCGUUUAUACGCAACCCAUAAACCACCGCGGGUUACGACAUAUAGGUAUAUUUAGCUACAUGAAUUCGCGCGUUCAUUAUUAAAAAAACCCGCUGCCUUUGUAGUAUUAACGGCAUAGUAGUAUAGCGACGAACCUUUUAUAUCUGCGAUGGUAAAAUAGCUUAGUAACUCAAAGGAGAUAGAGACCACAGGUAUCCCAUAAUUGUGGUCGCCGUCUCUUUAGCGCAAUCAGCUUUGCAUCGAAGGAAAGAUAGGCAUUGAGCAUCAGAAAGCAUGUACUAUUGAAAGGCUAUCCAUUAACGUAGAUUAACGAAAAAUAAACAAAUGCUUGUCUUUCAAUGCCUGAUCAGAUAACAUAAACAGAUAUUAUUUUUAAGGUGUAUAGAAUAAAAUAAAGGGAAAUUUCUUAUUUGA